AUGGAUAACAAUUCUAAUGUAUCAAAGGAGUUUGUUAGAGAGUUUUUCUUCGAUGAUUCUCUCGAAGAACGUCGGCUUAAUCUCUUUAAUCAACUUUACGGAGAAGGCACUUCAUCAACGCCUCGGAGGACGAUAUACAGAAACCGUGAAGCAGGCCAUGAACGUCUAAUGAGAGAUUAUUUUGUUGAAAAUUCAGUGUAUACUCUAGAGACAUUCCGAAGGAGGUUUCGAAUGGGAAGGCAUAUUUUUCUUCGUAUUGUGGAAGCUCUUUCAAAUUUUGAUCCAUAUUUCCAACAAAGGGCAGAUGCAUUGGGAAGGAAAGGCUUGUCGCCUCUACAAAAAUGCACUGCAGCCAUGCGUAUGUUGGCUUAUGGAGUAUCUGCCGAUGUUGUUGAUGACUAUGUGCGAAUUGGUGAGUCCACCGCGAUUGAAUGUUUGAAAAAGUUUGUCACUGAUGUGGUUUUGGUAUUCGAAAGUGAAUACUUGCGAAAACCAAACUUGAAUGAUGUACAACGUCUGUUACAGAUGGGGGAUGCUCGCGGUUUUCCCGGUAUGUUAGGUAGUAUUGAUUGUAUGCAUUGGCAGUGGAAAAAUUGUCCAAAAGCAUGGAAAGGGAUGUUUAUGAGUGGUCACAAAGGGAUACCAACACUCCUACUUGAAGUAGUUGCAUCGUCCGAUCUAUGGAUAUGGCAUGCAUUUUUCGGAGUUGCCGGUUCUAACAAUGACAUAAAUGUAUUAGAUCGGUCACCUUUAUUCGAUGAAGUACUAGAAGGUCGUGCUCCAGAAAUAAACUACACGGUGAAUGGUAACAACUACAACUUGGGGUACUAUUUAGCUGAUGGAAUAUAUCCUGAAUGGCCAACAUUCGUCAAAACAAUUUCACGUCCACAAGGUGAAAAAAGAAAAUUAUUUUCUAAAUAUCAAGAGGGUCAAAGAAAAGACGUUGAACGAGCAUUUGGUGUGUUGCAAUCUCGUUUUGCAAUUGUACGUGGUCCUGCACGAUUCUGGGAUAAAGGAGAUCUAGCAAAAAUAAUGAGAGCAUGCAUUAUACUUCACAACAUGAUUGUCGAGGACGAGAGAGACACAUAUGCUACUCCAUUUGGUCCGCUACCAUCUUACGAUGACACGACAAACGGAUUAACACAACCAGAUUUGGGCGAGGAACCUCUUGCUCCGUAUGAGAAUUAUAUCGAAAAAAAUAUUCAAAUUCGUGACAGACAAAAAUAUCGUCAAUUACAAACCGAUUUGGUGGAGCAUAUUUCACAAUUCUAUAAUGUCUGUCAAAAUGUUUAA
Molecule: messenger RNA, 1293 nt
Organism: Impatiens glandulifera
Lineage: Eukaryota; Viridiplantae; Streptophyta; Magnoliopsida; Ericales; Balsaminaceae
Product: putative nuclease HARBI1
Exons: 1
Coding region: 1-1293 (430 amino acids)
Source: RefSeq, a predicted model, not a curated record